UUUCCUCUCAGCGGCGAAACUCUGUAGUAUACACUAGGGGUUGUCUCAAUGUUGUUGUUGUUGUACAAUACAAAAAAAAAAGUUUCAAGUGUUGUUUUUACAGUAGUUUUCUAAAAUUGGCGAAGAAUAUUAAAGGACGAAAAACGUACGUUUGCUUUCAGAGAAGAGAAGAGGCGAAUCUGAUUCGACUUUUUGUUUGUUUGUUUGUUGUUGUCGUGCCCUUUGAACCAAACUCCGGCUGCCUCUUCCUCCGCUUCCCGGUGCUUGCUUCCCUCAUUGAGACCGGCGAAGCUCUCUGUCUACCUUUACAUUCCCAAUAUCGUUGGUACAUGAGAGUUAUCUUGAACUGCAUUGCCUUUGCUGUGUGCUUCUCCAACAAGACACUCUUCUCCCUCUUGUACUUUUUCAGUUUUUGUUGUGAUGCUGUCGAUGGAUGGUGCGCUCGUAAAUUCAACCAAGUCUCUACAUUUGGAGCUGUGUUGGACAUGGUUACAGAUAGGCCUAGCCUGGUUUCCCUGUCAUUGUUGGCUUUAGAUAUCGCUAGUCACUGGCUGCAAAUGUACAGUACAUUUCUAUCAGGGAAGACCAGCCAUAAGGAUGUGAAAGAUAGCACAAGCUGGCUCUUUAGACUCUACUACGGAAACCGCAUGUUCAUGGGUUAUUGCUGUGUUUCCUGCGAGGUUCUCUAUAUAAUCCUUCUUCUCAUAGCAAAGAACCAAACGGAAAACCUGAUGACCGUGGUAGUUGAAUCAUUGACGCAGAUUUCACCACUCUCUAUACUCUUGGCUUUGAGCAUAUUUGGUUGGUUGAUCAAGCAGAUCAUCAAUGUGAUUCAGAUGAAAACGGCUGCAGAUGUUUGUGUUCUGUAUGACAUAGAGAAACAGCAUAAGGCCUAACGUUACGUUUUUGUUGUGCUCGUUGAAUCUGUUGUGUUAAACUCUUUUGUUUAUUGCUGUGUACAUACGAAGCCAUCUUGUUUAGUGGUGGAUGUAGAUAAAAACUCUGGUCUUUGUUUUCUAUGAGAUGAAAGAGAUAUUUGAUUUGCAA
Camelina sativa (false flax) is the source of this 1047-nucleotide messenger RNA. RefSeq names its product putative CDP-diacylglycerol--inositol 3-phosphatidyltransferase 2. The record is from RefSeq and is a predicted model, not a curated record. Gene Ontology annotation, biological process: phosphatidylinositol biosynthetic process. Lineage: Eukaryota; Viridiplantae; Streptophyta; Magnoliopsida; Brassicales; Brassicaceae. Gene Ontology annotation, cellular component: membrane; Golgi apparatus. Gene Ontology annotation, molecular function: CDP-diacylglycerol-inositol 3-phosphatidyltransferase activity.